Indicator indicator is the source of this 394-nucleotide messenger RNA. It is a transcript of the gene TRMT112, whose product is annotated as tRNA methyltransferase activator subunit 11-2. The transcript has 4 exons. Gene Ontology annotation, biological process: peptidyl-glutamine methylation; tRNA methylation; rRNA (guanine-N7)-methylation. Gene Ontology annotation, molecular function: protein heterodimerization activity. Lineage: Eukaryota; Metazoa; Chordata; Aves; Piciformes; Indicatoridae. Bases 29 to 394 code for a protein of 121 amino acids. The record is from RefSeq and is a predicted model, not a curated record.
GGCGCUGCCGGCAGUCGCAGCAGCCAGCAUGAAGCUGCUAACCCACAACAUGCUCACGUCCCACGUCCGCGGCCUGAAGCCGGGCGGCGGCUUCCCCCUCCAGAUCCAGGCCUCGGAGGUUCGGGUCCGGCCGGUGCCGUUCAACGCUGACUUCGUGGCUCGCUUGGUGCCCAGGCUCCAUUGGGCAGCGCUGCUGCAGGCGGCCGAGAGCGUGAAGCUGCCCCCAGAGCCCUCCCCUGGCUACGAGGAGGACGAAGCCUUCCUGCGCCGCCUCCACCACCUCCUGCUGGAGGUGGAGGUGCUGGAGGGGGUCCUGCAGUGCCCGGACUCAGGGCGACGCUUCCCCAUCUCCAGGGGGGUCCCCAAUAUGCUGCUGAGUGAGGAGGAGACCUGA